AGCAGUGGGGACUGGCCGAUAAGGGAUAGGCAUCCGACGGAUUGGUGCUGCGUUCAACAGUGAACUCAAUGGCGCUGGAAUACGUUCCUGCUCUCCGCCAUUUCCUACGUCGUGUGUGCUGGUUCUCUCGCUCCCCUCCACUACGCCCAGCUAUGCCUCUACGCUCAAACCCCUCGUUUUGUUCUAAAUGCCUCCUUUCCUCUAAAUCCACAAGUCCUACCUCCGAAGUUUUUAAAUCCCGUGCCACUUCCAAAGAGAAUUAUACGUUCUUUCUGAAGAAAGAUGAGCGCCUGGCGGAGCCUGUUGGUGCUGCUCAUGAGCUUGGCCGUGUUCAGAAUACGAGCACAAUUGCAGCCAUCGUCACAUCCUUGGGGGCCCCCCCUGGUGCUGUGGGAAUUGUUCGACUUUCGGGGCCUUCUGCUGUGGCUAUCGCUAGUCGAGUAUUUCGACCUUCCAGGAAAAGGAAGAGGACGUGGCAACCCAUUAGCCAUGUUGUGGAGUAUGGUAUGGUGCUCGAUGCAGAUGGGAAUGUAAUUGAUGAGGUUUUAGUAGUACCCAUGUUAGCCCCGAGGUCUUACACUCGGGAAGACGUGAUUGAGCUUCAAUGUCAUGGAAGUGAGGUGUGUCUACGCCGUGUAUUGAGAACUUGUCUGGAAGCUGGAGCAAGACUUGCCCAACCAGGUGAAUUUACUCUACGUGCUUUUCUAAAUGGUCGGUUAGAUCUUUCACAAGCUGAAAAUGUUGAAAGGCUAAUAACAGCCAAAUCUGUUGCUGCUGCUGACGCAGCACUGGCUGGAAUCCAGGGGGGUUUCUCUUCUCUUGUCAGGUCACUGAGAAUACAGUGCAUUGAGCUGCUUACAGAGAUUGAAGCUCGUUUAGAUUUUGAUGAUGAGAUGCCACCUCUAGAUUUAAAUUUAUUAAUGGAUAAAAUACAUUCUAUGUCGCAAGACGUACGGGAUGCAUUGGAGACGGCCAAUUAUGACAAGCUUCUUCAGUCUGGAUUACAGAUAGCAAUUGUUGGCCGUCCAAAUGUUGGCAAGUCAAGCCUUCUUAAUGCAUGGAGCAAAAGCGAGAGGGCUAUAGUUACUGAAAUUGCUGGAACCACCCGGGAUGUGAUUGAAGCAAGUGUCACCAUCAAUGGUAUUCCUAUAACCUUGCUUGAUACUGCAGGAAUCAGGGAUACUCAUGACAUUGUGGAAAAGAUUGGCGUAGAGAGAUCUGAAGCAGUUGCUAUGGGAGCUGAUUUGAUUAUCAUGACUGUCAGUGCUGUUGAAGGGUGGACUUUGGAAGACACCAAACUUCUAGAAAGGAUUCAAUCUACUAAGAGAUCAACGGGAUCUUCCACCCCUGCAAUUCUUGUGGUCAACAAGAUAGAUUGUGCUGCUGGUGUUGAGAUUGGAUGGGCCAAAGUGUGUUCCAAUUUUUUUGGCAAACAUGUGUUCACAUGUGCUGUCACUGGUGAAGGAUUACACGAAUUAGAGAGGGCUGUAUUAGAUAUAAUGGGUCUGAACAGCAUUCCCACUGGGGGACGUAAAUGGACGGCCAAUCAGAGACAAUGUGAACAACUUGUUCGGACGAGGGAAGCUUUUGAAAGACUAAAAGCCUCGAUAGACGAGAAACUACCUAUGGAUUUUUGGACAAUUGAUUUAAGAGAUGCAGCAUUGGCGCUUGGGCUCAUCAGUGGAGAUGAUAUAUCGGAAGAGGUUUUAUCUAAUAUAUUUGGCAAGUUCUGCAUUGGUAAAUAGAAGUCUUAGAAUAUGUGAUCGGUUAAUCCUGUUAGCUUUUUUCGGAUUCGUCUUUUGGAUCAUAUGAAAAUUUUAUCUGGGCCACUUACUAAAUUGAUUUAAUUCAACUGACAAUGGCCUAGUGCCACAAGGGCACAUGCACCUCCCUCGAAAGAGGAAGAUUGCAAGUUCUGCCUUUGGUGGGUACGCUCUGUGACUGUGGGCUUGUGGUUUGUGUGUUCCCUUCUCUGAGGGAGGGUGUGUUUAAAUUGUCCCUUAAAAAAUGAUUUAAUUCAACCUGAGAUAUAACUCCAUUGAAUGAUUAUUUGAA
Molecule: messenger RNA, 2055 nt
Organism: Prosopis cineraria
Lineage: Eukaryota; Viridiplantae; Streptophyta; Magnoliopsida; Fabales; Fabaceae
Exons: 10
Coding region: 69-1745 (558 amino acids)
Biological process (GO): tRNA methylation; tRNA wobble uridine modification
Cellular component (GO): cytoplasm; cytosol
Molecular function (GO): GTPase activity; protein binding; GTP binding
Source: RefSeq, a predicted model, not a curated record